AACGGACAAGCAGUCUCCACUGAGCGAUCCAUCAAUCUGUUCCUCUGUCUGCUGGAAGUGAAAGAUCAGACUCUGUCCAGAGAGAUUCAGGAGUUUGUGAAAUCAGACAAACACUCAGAGAAGAAACUCUCUGCUGCUCACUGCUCAACAAUCGCCUACAUGCUUCAGAUGUCAGAGGAGCCGCUGGAUGAGCUGGACCUCAAGAAAUACAACACAUCAGAUGAGGGGAGAAGAAGACUGAUACCAGCUGUGAUCAACUGCAGAAAAGCUCUAUUGUCCAGCUGUAAUCUCACUAGUCAGUCAUGUGAAAUUGUGGCUUCAGCUCUACAAUCCUCAGACUCUGUCCUGAGAGAGCUGGAUCUGAGUAACAAUGACCUGCAGGAUUCAGGAGUGAAGCUGCUCUCUGAUGGACUGAAGAGUCCAAACUGUCAGCUGGAGAUACUGAGGUUGUCUGGCUGUAUGGUGACCGAGGAAGGCUGUGGUUAUUUGUCUUCAGCUCUGAGUUCAAACCCCUCACACCUGAGAGAGCUGGAUCUGAGCUACAAUCACCCAGGACCAUCAGGAGUCCAGCUGCUCAAACACAAACUGCAGGAUCCAGACUAUAAACUGCAGAUACUCAAUUUGGACGAUGGAGGACAUUUCAGGAUCGUUCCAGGACUGAAAAAAUAUACCUUUGAUCUCACACUGGAUCCGAACACGGCACACACUCGUCUCAUUGUCUUUGAAGGGAACAAAAAAACAACAUGUGUUAAAGAGCAUCAGCCGCAUCCUGAUCAUCCAGAGAGAUUUGAGCGCUUUGAGCAGGUUUUGUGUGUUGAGAGACUGACUGGACGCUGUUACUGGGAGGUUGAAUGGAGCGGCUGGAGUCAUGUAGCAGUGUCAUAUAAAGGAAUCAACAAGAAAGAAGGGAGUGACAGUCGGUUUGGUCUCAAUGAGAAUUCCUGGAAUCUUUACUGCUGUGAAACGAUUUAUUGUGCCUGGCACAAAAAUAAUAACAUUAACAUUCCUCCCUCGUCACCCCUGUCUAAUAGAGUAGGAGUGUAUGUGGACGUGUCGGCCGGCGCUCUGUCCUUCUACAGCGUCUCUGACACACACACACUCACACACUUACACACAUUCAACACCACAUUCACUGAACCCCUCUAUGCUGGAUUUGGACUUUAUAAUGAUUCCUCAGUGUCUCUGUGUCAGAUUUAACAUCAUAUUGCAUAAAAGCAACAGAGAAAUCACACACAGUGGAAUAUUCAAAAGGAAAAAUUAAUUAUUUACAUUUAUUAAUUUAGCAGAUAUGUUUAUCCAAAAUAACUGGAAGUUGCUUUUCCUAAAAGGCUCAAGAGACUAAAUGGAGAUCCUUACUUACAUUUCAUCUUAGUAUCAACAAAAAAUGAAUUUUUCCCUAAAUUCCUUAGGAGAAAUUAAAGUAGACACAAAUGGGACAUAAUAUAGGAGGAGAACAGGAGGAGAAACUCAUGCUGUCUGAGAUGCAGCUGUGCCAUAUGUAGCAAUGGAGGCAAAUGUCUCUAGAUGAGGAGAAAAAUCAGAGCACAGUGUGUGAUGUUGUAGAGGUCUUUUUUGUAACUUAAUAGGAGACAUGAGAGGGUGUUAAGGGUAUUUUGUUUUUCAGAAAACUUAGGU
Molecule: messenger RNA, 1635 nt
Organism: Sinocyclocheilus anshuiensis
Lineage: Eukaryota; Metazoa; Chordata; Actinopteri; Cypriniformes; Cyprinidae
Product: NACHT, LRR and PYD domains-containing protein 3-like
Exons: 5
Coding region: 160-1197 (345 amino acids)
Molecular function (GO): protein binding
Source: RefSeq, a predicted model, not a curated record